Mercurialis annua (annual mercury) is the source of this 1125-nucleotide messenger RNA. RefSeq lists its product as uncharacterized. The transcript is spliced from 2 exons. The coding region runs from base 1 to 1125 and encodes 374 amino acids. The record is from RefSeq and is a predicted model, not a curated record. Lineage: Eukaryota; Viridiplantae; Streptophyta; Magnoliopsida; Malpighiales; Euphorbiaceae.
AUGGCUCAUUCAGAGUUUGAAAAUCCUUCCAGUCAUUUCUACUUACAUCCAAAUGAAAACCCUUCAUUGGUGUUAGUUUCUCCAGUAUUGAGUGAUAAGAAUUACCAUUCUUGCGCAAGAUCCAUGAGAAUGUGUUUGCUUUCAAAGAAUAAGCUGAAAUUUGUUGAUGGUACUAUACCGAUUCUAUCAAAAACAGAUCCAAUUUACCCUGUUUGGGAGAGAUGUAAUACAAUGGUGCUUUCUUGGAUUCUUCGUUCUUUAUCAUCUUCUAUUGCUCAGAGUUUACUUUGGAUUGAUUCAGCAUUAGAGGUAUGGAAAGAUUUGUUUGAUAGAUUUUCUCAAGGAAAUGCUGUUAGAAUGUCAGAUUUACAAGAAGAAAUGUAUGCUUUUAAACAAAAUUCCUUAUCAGUUACAGAUUAUUUUACACACUUAAAGAUUUUGUGGGAUGAGUAUUCAAAUCUAAGAGUAGUUCUAGUUUGUUGUUGUAAUCCUCAAUGUAAUUGUGAUGAACUUAAGGUUGUUAAGGAUCAGCAAGAUGUUGAUUACAUAAUUCGUUUUCUGAAGGGUUUAACUGAGUCAUAUGCUACAGUUAGAACUCAAGUGUUAAUGAAAGAACCAAUGCCUAAGAUCAAUAAGGUAUUCCCAAUGGUUUUACAGCAUGAAAGACAGAUGGGAUUGGAUGAUUUAGGUAGUCAAAUUGUUGAACCUGCAUUUUUUGCAACUCAUGCAAAUUCUUUUUAUCAAAAGAAAUAUCCUAAUACUUCUUAUGGUAAUAAAAAAUUUGGAAGACCAUCUUUCAAUAAUUCAGGAGGUUUUAGAACUCAAGGAACACAAGGAGGACAAAGAAGGUUUUAUAAUUCAUCUGGCAAUGAUAAGCCAAUCUGUACUUUUUAUGGAAAUUCAGGUCAUACUAUAGAGAUAUGUUUCAAGAAACAUGGAUAUCCACCUGGUGAUCAAGAUCAGAUGUAUCAAACUGGAUAUACUGAUCAAGAACAGAUGUAUCAAAUUUCAAACAAUGAAAAAGGUAAAGGAGGGCAAAUGGUUGAAUCAAAAGAGGAAAUACCAAUGAUGACUCAGGAUCAAUAUAAACAACUCAUGGCUAUGUUACAGCAAAAUGCUACAUGA